AUGGAUGAACGGAAUGACGAGCAGGUAGCAGCAGGGCAGUCGGCUGGGAUGGUGGAGAGACUCACGGCAAGAUGGGCUGAUAUGGCGUUAGAGGAGGACGGGGACGAGUUUGUCCCGGAGGGUGACGGGGUGGGCGAGGUUGCGGUAGAUGGUGAGGCGUCAUGGGCGGUUGUAGGCCGUUUCUUGACGGCGAAAGUUGUCAAGCUUGAGUAUAUGAGGAAUGUAAUGGCUUCUGUGUGGCAACCGGUAAGAGGGGUUCAGAUAACGGAAGUCCAACCGGGGCUAUUUUUGUUUGUGUUCUUUCACGACACGGAUGUUGCGUAUGUCUUGGAAGGGGGACCAUGGGCUUUUGAAAACAAUACGCUGGUUUGCCGUGAGGUUCAGGGGGGGAUGAAUUCGUGUGAUGUCCCUCUGGAUACGGUAGACAUGUGGGUUCAGCUGCAUGGAUUACCAAUGGGCUACACAUCGCAAAGUGUUCUUGAGCAGGUCGGUAAGUUCAUUGGUACUUUCGUGAAACAUGAUGAUAGGUUUGUUGGGGCUCCCUGGUUAACUUUUUAUCGCAUUCGGGUCUCAAUUGCGGUUGGUAAGCCAUUGAGGAGGGGUAUGAAGCUGGUUAAGAGGGAUAGGACUACGUGUUGGGUGUCCUUUAAGUAUGAACGACUUCACAAGUUCUGUUUCUUCUGUGGGCUAAUGGGGCAUGUUCACACCUUUUGUUUGAAAGCAAGGGAAAGUCGGGUUCCGGAGAGUGAGUUUCGGUAUGGAGUGGAGUUGAGGGCGGGGGGUGGAAGGGGUGCUGCGAGAGGGGUGGGUGGGAGCUGGCUUAUUCUAGGGGUGUAA
This is a messenger RNA of Ipomoea nil (Japanese morning glory), 837 nucleotides long. RefSeq lists its product as uncharacterized. Lineage: Eukaryota; Viridiplantae; Streptophyta; Magnoliopsida; Solanales; Convolvulaceae. The coding region runs from base 1 to 837 and encodes 278 amino acids. The transcript has a single exon. The record is from RefSeq and is a predicted model, not a curated record.